AUGACUGCUUCAUAUACACCACCAUUCGCGCUAGUGACUGGCUGCAACAGUGGCAUCGGUGAGCAACUUGCCAUAUCCCUUGUCCAGAACGACUUUACAGUGUUCGCCACAGCCAGGCGUAUCGAGUCUCUAGAUCAUCUCGCGAGACAACAUACAAACAUCAUUGCACUGCCUUUAGAGCUUAGUGACUCCACGAGUCUCGAAAGGCUCAGAGACUCGGUCGACAAACACACCGGAGGACGCCUCGACAUACUGGUCAACAAUGCGGGGAUGCACUACGCGACACCAGCAACGGAUAUCAACGUCAAAGAAGUCACGAAGCUAUUUGCAGUCAAUGUUGUAGCUAUCAUGCACAUGUGCCAGCUCUUUAUCCCGCUGUUGCGCAAGGCCCCUCGGCCACGCAUUGUUCAGAUUGGAAGCGUUACUCGCGACGUUCCUGUUGUUUGUCAGUCUGUAUACAACGCAUCUAAAGCGGCUCUCAGCCAGUAUACAAAGACUCUUCGUGUGGAACUAAGGCCCCUGUCCAUUGAAGUCAUAGAGGUCGUUACCGGCUAUGUCCGCAGCAAUAUCCUUCGUGAUGGUGUUCUCAUCUCUGAAGACUCACUGUAUCAACCUAUCAAAAACACUGUUGAGACUAUCAAGAAUGGAGGAAACAAGAACGGCAUGCCUGCAGACGAGUAUGCUCGCGUUAUCGUCUGCCAGAUACUUGGCAAGACAUACAAGCGUGAGAUAUGGGAAGGUCAUCGGUCCCGUGUAUUGCGCUUCAUGGUGACAUUUUUCCCUUUAUGGUUAUUGGAGUUUACCCUUUUCGUGUCCUUCAAGCUACAUCUUGUAUCAGAUGCUAAGCUGAGAAACAUAUAA
Fusarium redolens is the source of this 861-nucleotide messenger RNA. RefSeq lists its product as uncharacterized. Lineage: Eukaryota; Fungi; Ascomycota; Sordariomycetes; Hypocreales; Nectriaceae. Bases 1 to 861 code for a protein of 286 amino acids. Gene Ontology annotation, cellular component: lipid droplet; endoplasmic reticulum. Gene Ontology annotation, molecular function: acylglycerone-phosphate reductase (NADP+) activity; triacylglycerol lipase activity. The record is from RefSeq and is a predicted model, not a curated record. The transcript is spliced from 3 exons. Gene Ontology annotation, biological process: phosphatidic acid biosynthetic process; triglyceride catabolic process.